This is a messenger RNA of Drosophila elegans, 526 nucleotides long. RefSeq names its product coiled-coil-helix-coiled-coil-helix domain-containing protein 10, mitochondrial. Lineage: Eukaryota; Metazoa; Arthropoda; Insecta; Diptera; Drosophilidae. The record is from RefSeq and is a predicted model, not a curated record. Gene Ontology annotation, cellular component: nucleus; mitochondrion. The transcript has a single exon. The coding region runs from base 110 to 454 and encodes 114 amino acids. Gene Ontology annotation, biological process: mitochondrion organization.
UGCGUGCCACAUGACAUUCCAAAUUCAGGCUGCCCUUUGAAUACAAGUCAUAAUUUUUUGAGCUCGAAAUACACAGAAAAUUGAAAGCCUAAUAUAAAAAGCUAACAAAAUGCCGCGCAGGCAAAGAAGUACUUCGGCCAAGCCCAGCGCCACCAGUUACUUACCAGCCGAAUUGCCCUCUACCCGAACUUCGGAGACCCUCUUCAAGGACGUGGCCGCCCGAGCAGCGGGCGUGGCAGCCGGAUCGGCAGUGGGUCACGCGGUGGGCGCAGGGAUAACCGGAUUGUUCAGGGGGCGUGGCGAUCAGCAGCGGCACAGCGAUCUGGUCGAGGAUGGUCCAUGUGCCUCGGAGAUGAAAAGAUUCCUCAAGUGCACCGAGCAAAGUGAUGAUCUCAAUGUGUGCAAGGAGUUCAAUGAUGCUGUACGACGCUGUCAUCGUCACUAUAAUAUUUAAAACCCAAAAACAACUGUCUUUUCACGAAAUAUCUUACUUGGAAUAAAUUAAAGAGAUUCCUGUGCUCCUUAA